AUGGCGCGAGCAACUGCUAUUGAGACACGGUUGGAGAAGCUCCUCCCCGCAAUGGAGGAGUACUUCACCAGUGGUUUCCUCACACGCGAAGAAACUCACGAGGUGGCGCGGCAGCGGUCGCAUUGGGAAUAUCGCCUCGUGGCAAAACCGUUACUUCUGCUGGACGUGCGAAGUGCAGCCCGCUACGAGUUGGAGUUGGAGGAGCGGCUCCGUCAGUAUUGUGUCGCAACAAAACUUGUGCUCCGCCACCGCUGGUCCAUAAUUGAACGUGUGGAGUACAUUUAUCGAAUUGGCCUGCGCCACAUAAAAGAUCCCGAUGAAUGGGAACUCCUAAGACGAGAGUACGUGUCGGUUCUCAAAAAACACCGCAGACAUGGUCAGUUGUCUGCGUUAUAUGGCGAAUUGAUGGUACGUUUCCCAACCCGUAGCGCGCUGUGGGUGGAAGCUGCCCUAUACGAAGGUGUGGAGGCGGAAAACGCAAGCAACGCACGGGCUCUCGUGCAACAAGCGGUGCUGACAUCUGGCGCACAGCCCGAAGUGUGGAAUGCAGCUGUUGUGGUGGAAUUAUACUUUACAGACCGGCUUCUAAAGAAACUUCUCGAGGAUAAAGAAGAGGAAAAGGGAAAAGAGCAUCAACAGAAGCAGAAGCAGCAGGUAGGGGACGAGGGAGGAGGGCAUGACAUCGUGACGGAGCUCAAGUUGGAAAAUGCUGCACUCGCUGAAGUUGUGGUGGAUUUAGCGCUUGUCCACGCCGUUGUGGAGGAGGCACUGGACAGUCCCGCUUUUGGUCCAAAGCUUGUCCGUAUGCUGGUAGAUAGUGUGACACGGUUCUGUUACACUAAACCCGUGUUAGAACGCCUCAUGGAACUUGCCGCCAAAAAGAUGGUCGCCAUAUUGAGCCCCGUCAUGGCUAAUAGCAUCGGUAACAGUAGUAGUGCUCAACUCAAUGCAUCGUCGUCGGGUACGGCUCGGCAGUGGACGGAGGUGGGCAUCUCUCAUUUCUUGGAAGAUUACUUAGCACUCGAGGCCAUUAUGGCCGAAAAAGGAGUUGCGGGUGAUGCGGCUUCUCUGCUGCGAUCCAAUGGCCGCACGCCGAGUGUGGGUCGAGAAGAUUGGAAGGUGUCAUGCAUCGCCUCUCUCGUCUCCUCGCUGACGCUUCUCUACACUGAUGAAGUGAGGUUUCCCAUCGUCUCGCGUUUGCAUUCCGGUGCCGUUUCUGUAGUGGAAAACUUAAUGGAACGUCUGCAGCAACUUGGUUGCGCUGAUGCGGUUUCUGCCGCUUGUCGGUGCCUCCUCCUGUCAACUCAGCAGCGGCAGCACAAGGGGAAGAAGUCAGAAGCCGAUGCUCGCGAAGAGAGUAUAGCUCUCAUUAAUGAGGUGUUGAGCUGCUUAUGGAAGGAAGUGAAGGGCUCAAAGAAGAAGCAAAAGAAUCAAACGCAUGACGCGGCAGUGGAACGGGUAGUAGCGAUGCUAACGGGUGGUGCAGCCAAAGAUGCCGUUCCUUCGGCAAAGAAGGCCAUGAAACGACCGCGACCUGAAGACCCCGCACACGUGUGGCGGCCGCUUUCUCGCUUUUUACUUCCGGAAGAUCGCGCAGCGGUCCGCAGUGCGAGUGACGGAGUAAUGCAGCACUGUACUAGCGCCGAGGUCGAUCUUCUCUUUAGCCUCCAUGACAGGGAUAACGAGACGGAUGCCGAGGUCGUUGGUCACGCCGUUGUGGAGUUCCUGCAGAGGUUUGAACUUAUCCCCCCCACUGCCGGAGUGAAGGAUGUGCGGCAGCUGAGUUUUACUGAGGGCCGAACCCCCAUCGUUCUGUGGAAGAUGUUUCUUCUUCUAGAGAGGUGCUGUGCUCAAGCAAUUGUGGAUUCGUUGCCGCGACGGUCAAAACCGCAGUCCUCCACAACACGAGGCAGUACAGGUGAUAGUGACAGUGAUAGUGAUAGUGACAAGAAGGACAGGCUGCAGCAGGACAAAGACAGCGCCACCAUGGAUGUUAGUUUCGCGGCCGCUGGUUUGAGGUUUCUCGCUGGUGUGCCGUGCGGUGUGUUGCCAAGUAUUGCCGUUGAAGAAGAGCGACUGAAGGGUUGUUGGACGCUGGUCACUGCUCGCGUUCACACUUUGACCGGACUGGAGUCUACCACGCGCGACAAUUUUGUUUCCCGUCUUCGUCAUCCCCCAACGGAUGGCGCUGUCGCUAGUGAUAACCAACCUGCUUGGGUGAAUGGGCUGAGAUCCAUUCUUAGUGUAUCCCGUCUUUGUCAUCCUCUUCCUCGUCAGGUCUAUGCCGACAUCGCUGUUCCCUUCUUCGAGGCUCUUGCCUUAUGGGCCCAAAAACAACAAAAGCCCCAUAGCGACGUUAACGCCGCCGUGCAGGAGGCGCGGGAUGCUCACACGUGCGUAUUAGCGAUGUACACGCAGUCUCGUAACCUCGCAAAUUACAUGCCAUUGGUGUACCGUCUGCAUCCACCAAACCGUAACAGCAACAACAACAGUGAUGAAGAUGAUGGGUCCCGUGGCAGUACGGUUAGCAGUCGAGUUUCGGCAACGGAGCUCAACGCAGCUGACUGGGCUCGGUGUAUUGCAUUUGAACGAGAUGUGGCGAAGGACUUACGGCGAGCGAAGGAGGUGUCGGGACGGGCGCGAAGGGAGACACUGGCGCCACAACAUCUACUUCUCAUGUUGAAUAAAUACUAA
This is a messenger RNA of Trypanosoma brucei brucei TREU927, 2694 nucleotides long. RefSeq lists its product as hypothetical. Gene Ontology annotation, biological process: maturation of SSU-rRNA from tricistronic rRNA transcript (SSU-rRNA, 5.8S rRNA, LSU-rRNA). The record is from RefSeq and is a predicted model, not a curated record. The coding region runs from base 1 to 2694 and encodes 897 amino acids. Gene Ontology annotation, molecular function: snoRNA binding. The transcript has a single exon. NCBI's taxonomy places the organism in Eukaryota, Euglenozoa, Kinetoplastea, Trypanosomatida, Trypanosomatidae. Gene Ontology annotation, cellular component: Pwp2p-containing subcomplex of 90S preribosome; small-subunit processome.